Molecule: messenger RNA, 2826 nt
Organism: Trematosphaeria pertusa
Lineage: Eukaryota; Fungi; Ascomycota; Dothideomycetes; Pleosporales; Trematosphaeriaceae
Product: glycoside hydrolase family 95 protein
Exons: 5
Coding region: 272-2677 (801 amino acids)
Biological process (GO): carbohydrate metabolic process
Molecular function (GO): alpha-L-fucosidase activity
Source: RefSeq, a predicted model, not a curated record
ACGGAGGGCAUCUCCUCUUGCCGAUUUCUUAGGAAGAUUGAAAGAGCGAUGCGGCCCAACAAUGAAAUAAAUCCGUCCGAACCGCACCCGCGUUGCUGCACCGUGGGAGUGGAGAACCGUAAUUAUACCUGCAGAUGUUCCCCGUCUAGAAUUUCUCCGAUUUUACAUCAGGCUUUUCUUUGUGAUACGUUUCACUAGUACCUAGCCUGCUGUUCUUCAGACUGCAGAUUUCUUCGUUCAUCACUCCACGGCUGGUUGAUACGGAGUUUUCAUGAUGUACCGUUUCAUCAACUUGAUCAUUACUUUAGCUCCUUUAGCGACAGUUCUCUGUAAUGCCAAAGUGCUUUGGUCAUCGACGUCGGCAACCAAUUACUCGAACAUCAUCCGAGAGGCAUACUUGCUCGGCAAUGGCAGGCUAGGGGCAAUGCCGUUUGGCUCUCCUGGAAAUGAGAAGAUUGUCCUAAACGUCGAUUCGCUCUGGGCGGGUGGGCCGUUUGGCGCCACCAACUAUACGGGCGGAAAUCCAAGCGAAGAGAAGUACACCUAUCUUUCAGGAAUACGUGACUGGAUUUUCCAAAAUACUACCGGAAACGUGUCCCAGCUUCUAGGAAAGAGCGACGGCUAUGGCUCGUAUCAGGUCAUGGGCAAUCUAUCAGUAUUACACAAUGCCACUAUGAUGCCCGGCACAUACCGAAGACAACUAGAUCUCGAUACCGGAAUACACACGACGGUUUUCUCCGAUGUCGUUGGCAACGCGUUCACGGCAUCCAUACUCUGCAGUUAUCCGGACCAGGUCUGCAUCUACCAGCUGGACUCAAAUGGCACACUACCGGAGCUUUCUAUUAGACUAGAAAACCAACUUGUGAACAGCACGCUGGCAAAUUCCACAUGCGGCCAUGGCUACACUGGGCUUACCGGAAUCACGCAGGUGGGGCCGCCCGAGGGCAUGAGGUAUGAAGGCGUGGUAAGGAUAGUCGGCGCAGGUAAUAUUUCUACCAGAUGUGACGAAGAGCGAGGACUCAUGGUAGUCCCUCGAACCUCUGGGCUACGAUCUCUCAGCAUAGUCGUUGGCGCAGGGACCAAUUACGACCAGACCAAAGGCAAUGCGGCAUCCAACUUCUCGUUUCGCGGCGAUGACCCAGCGGAGUAUGUCCAAAGUGUUACAUCUGAAGCUGCCUCUCAUUCUUCGAGUCAGCUCAGGCAGCGGCAUCUUAACGAUUAUCAACGCCUUUCAAGCGCGUUCACGCUAGACCUUCCGGACUCAGAUAAUUCAUCCAAUGUGGAAACGUCAGUCCUCUUUGGUCGGUAUGAUUCCAACAAUGGGGAUCCGUACGUAGAAUCUCUGCUCCUCGACUACUCUCGCCAUCUUCUCAUCUCAUCAUCAAGGGACAACUCGCUUCCCGCGAACCUCCAAGGACGCUGGAGCCCAGACUUAGCGGCUGCGUGGUCAGCCGACUAUCACGCCAAUAUCAACCUGCAAAUGAAUUACUGGGGUGCUGAGCAAACCGGCCUAGGAGAAAUCCAGCACGGCUUAUGGCGCUACAUGCAAGACACAUGGGUUCCGCGAGGCACGGAAACAGCGAAGCUACUAUACGGAGCACCCGGCUGGGUCACCCAUGAUGAGAUGAAUGUUUUCGGACAUACUGGAAUGAAGGAGGAUGCACAAUGGGCCAACUAUCCCGCGUCAGCUGCUUGGAUGAUGCAGCAUGUUACCGAUCAUUUCUCCUAUUCUCAGAAUAUGACUUGGUUGAAGGAAACGGGAUAUCCGCUCUUAAAAGGCGUAACGCAGUUCUGGCUCUCGCAGCUCCAAGAAGACCGGUAUUGGAAUGAUGGGACACUCGUCGUAAAUCCAUGCAACAGCCCUGAACACGGUCCUACAACCUUUGGAUGCACGCACUACCAGCAGCUUCUGCACCAACUCUUCGCCAACAUGCUCGUUCUCGGCCCUCUCGCUUCUGAGCCCGACUCCGCCUUCAUCACCAACAUCAGCAUCACCUUGUCUCGCCUCGACAAAGGCUUCCACCUCACGUCCUGGGACGGCGUCAAAGAGUGGAAGCUCCCCGACCCGGAAGAUUCCCAAGUCUACGACUUCCAAAACGACACUCACCGCCACCUCUCGCACCUCUGGGGCUGGUAUCCUGGCCUCAGUCUCUCCUCCCCAUCCGCCUCUUUCCUCUCCGGCUACACGAACCGCACUAUCCAAGAUGCAGUCGCUACAUCUCUCUACUCGCGCGGCAUCGGCAAUGGGCCAGACGCUAAUAGCGGAUGGGAGAAGGUAUGGCGCUCAGCAUGCUGGGCACGUCUCAAUAACACCGAGCGCGCAUAUUUUGAGCUCAAGUACGCAAUCGAGCAGAACUUUGUGGGGAAUGGACUGAGUAUGUAUUCGGGGAAGAAUCCACCGUUUCAGAUUGAUGCGAAUUUUGGGUUCGCGGGCACGGUGCUUAGUAUGCUGGUUGUGGAUGUGGAGGAGGUCGGCAUGGGUGGAGACGAGAGGACGGUGGUACUGGGGCCAGCGAUUCCGAAGGAGUGGGGGAAUGGGAGCGUGAAGGGGUUCAGGAUUAGGGGUGGGGGAGCAGUGAGUUUCGGAUGGGAUGCGGACGGGAAGGUGAGCUGGGUUAAAGGGGAUAAUGAGGGAGUGAGGUUCGUGGAUAAGGAUGGGAAGGAGAUCGUCGCCUAAAGGUAAGUGUACAUGCUGUGUAGAGUUGGCAGGAAAAUGGCUUCGGAGUCCUAUUAACCUUGUGGCCCUCCAAUUCUAGGAGAUGCCACUUCGAGAGGUAUGAUCGUAAUGCGAUCGAUACAUACUGUCACUGCUGGAUGUGUUUAGAC